This is a messenger RNA of Trypanosoma grayi, 402 nucleotides long. RefSeq lists its product as hypothetical. Bases 1 to 402 code for a protein of 133 amino acids. Lineage: Eukaryota; Euglenozoa; Kinetoplastea; Trypanosomatida; Trypanosomatidae. The record is from RefSeq and is a predicted model, not a curated record. The transcript has a single exon.
AUGGCGAAGAAGCAUCGUGUUAAGCGGCAGAAGUACGUCGAGCACCUCCUCCGCCUGGAGAAAGAGCGGGAGGCGUACUUGGAGAAGCGCACGCGCCCCAAGCGCAGCCGUGAGGAGCGCAACGACGGGGAGCGUUUUGCGGAGGUCGACGAAAGCCGCAUGGGGGGCGACAAGAAGAGGGGACGCACGGAGAAGCCGCUCGAUGAAGAGGUGCCGGCGGUGACUCCAGUGCCGCACUCUGAAGGAAGUGGCGCUGGUGCCAGCACACUGUUCAAGGAGGAGAAGUCUGGGACGGAAGGAAAAGCGGCUGGCGCGUCACACGCCACCACCACCACCACCACAACAACAACAACAAAAACAACUGCUACCACAACCGCUAAGCGUCUUAAACGAAGGUACUAG